Letharia columbiana is the source of this 960-nucleotide messenger RNA. RefSeq lists its product as uncharacterized. Lineage: Eukaryota; Fungi; Ascomycota; Lecanoromycetes; Lecanorales; Parmeliaceae. The record is from RefSeq and is a predicted model, not a curated record. The coding region runs from base 1 to 960 and encodes 319 amino acids. The transcript is spliced from 3 exons.
AUGCCUAAACGCUCACGAGAAGAUUCCCCCUCGCCGACGACGACCUUUUCGCUUUCUCCAACACCAGAUCCUUCGUCUCCAGCCUCAACAGAUGCACCAGUGCACCCUUCAAAGUACAUACAGACAUCGGACGAGCGUUCUACACGAAGAGUUAUGAAAUGCUCCCUUCCACCCCACCAUGAUACGAUAUCAUUCUCUACCUUCGAGGAAUUCGAGCUCCAUUACGCUAGAGAGCACGCACAUCGAUGUUCUGAAUGCCGGAAAAACUUCCCUACAGAGCACUUCCUAGGGCUACAUAUUAGCGAGAAUCAUGAUCCUUUGACCGAAGCACGGAGAGCAAAGGAAGAGAAGACGGUACGUCUGGGCAGAUUAUUGCUCUGGGAAAGAUCUGGGAAAUAUCAAGUCGGUGCUGACAGCGAGCAACAGUACCAAUGUUUCGUUGAAGACUGCGACAAAAUUUGCUCGACUGCGCAAAAACGACGGAUGCAUCUCACAGAUAAACAUAUCUUCCCCAAGAAUUAUGAUUUCCAAAUCGUUAAUACAGGCAUUGACAAGCGUAGCUCCAUGCUGCGUUCCCGGCCAAGAAAGCAUAGCUCUGCUGCGUCCAGAGCUUUCCACCGCGAGCAACAUACUAACAGUACCGAGGCCUUUCAAGGUCACAAUCCUGACUCUGCAAAUACACUCGAAUCUUCAGCGGCAGAGACUAGCAAAGGAAGCAGUGGAAGACUAGGUCAUUCGCCUUCUCUUCCAGCGGACAUCGAUGAACUCGUGUCGACGAUGUCCGCCCUUAAAUUUGUGCCCCCUAGUGUUCAUUUUGGACGAGGAGGGCGGCGAGGUGGCUUGAUCCCCGAUGUGUACGCCCCUAUCUGCUCUUCCCAUGUGCAUACGGCCUGUUUGAAUGAUGAAAACCCCCAAGAGCUGCAAAUCAUUAUGAGCCCAGAGUGUGGUUCCUUCUGUUGA